UAAAAUUCAAACAAUUUUUGUGUUUUCAUUAUUUUUCAUGAUUUAUCAUCAGGACGUCUUUUGUAUGGUCAUCAUCAUCAACAACGUCAUUAUAUUUUCUGAUGUAGUUGGUGGUCCGGUCAUUUUUCUAGCGGUCGCAAGUCCCAACAGGUGGUUCACCUUGUGUUGACCAACAAACUGUCCCAAGCAGUUCCAAAAAAACAUAACGUAGUUCACCUUAACUUAUAAAAAUUUGCAUUUCAUUAUUUUUAUCUGAUCACUAUUAAACAGUUUUAAGUGUGCCCCUUACAUUUUAAUAGCAAGUUAUUUUCAUUUAAAAGAAAUUUUUAUAAGAAUAAAACCAAUUUUAAAGACUCAUUGCCAAUUCACUAUAUCUAUAAAAAAAUGAGUCAGCGUAAAAUUUACGAAAAGAAAACUAACAAGCAUAAAGAGAAACGGAGUAGAGGACGAUCUUGCAGAAAAUUAAUAAUGAGUUUUUUACUAAAGGCCUGGUUUAUGUUUCGAUAUCAUUUUGAUUUAAUUGUUAAUUAUAUAUUUGGACUGUAUUACAAUUCAAGUCUUCAGUACAUCCCAAAAGUUCAAGAUCCACUGUUAUUGGAAAGUGCAAUAAGUUUAGCAGAAAAGAUAAGGAAGAAAGAAGUGAAGGCUGAAACAGUUGUUCAGGCAUUUAUUAAUCGAAUUAAAGAAGUAAAUUACCUUUUAAAUGCUCUAGUCGAUGAUAGAUUUAAAGCCGCAUUAAAAGAGGCACAAGAAAUAGAUACAGAUAUUAAAAAUGGUAAAAUUACAGAGGUUGAUUUUAUGAAUAAACCAUUUUUAGGUGUUCCCUUUAUUGUCAAGGAAUCAACCUCAUGCAAAGGACUUAGCAAUACAUUUGGACUUGUUUCAAGACAGGGCAAGACUGCUAAAGAAGAUGCUGAUGUUGUAGUGUCUAUGAAGAAUGCUGGAGCUAUUCUUUUAGGUGUUUCAAACGUUCCCCAAUUAAAUAUGUGGCAGGAAACUCACAAUCCUGUAUAUGGUAUUACAAAAAAUCCUUACAAUACAUCUAGAAAUGUAGGAGGUUCUUCUGGAGGAGAUGCAGCUUUAGUUGCAGCUUGUGGCACACCCAUGGCAAUAGGAACUGAUAUUGGAGGAUCCAUCCGAAUUCCAGCUUUUAAAUGUGGAGUCUUUGGACAUAAACCAACUUGUAAUUUAAUUUCAUUAAAAGGAUUAACAUUUAGAACAGGAAAAGAAAUAUCUAUGGUUGUUCCUGGGCCAAUUGUUAAAAAAGCAGAAGACCUGGGGCCAAUCUUAAAAGUUCUUGUGGGGUUAAAUUCUAUGCAGUUGAAAUUGGAAGACCCAGUUGACAUAUCCAAAGUUGGUAUUUACUAUGUAAUUGAUCCUGAAGAUCCUUUUGUAAGUCCUAUAAGAGCUGAUAUGAAAGAUCUCAUGAACAGAGUCAUAGGACAUUUAACAGGAGUUUCUGUUGAUCCACCCCAAAAGGUGGAACUGGAAAACCUAAAAUAUGGGGGAAUAAUAUGGAGAUUUUGGGUAUUGAAAGAGUUGUAUCCUAAUUUCUUUUCACACCUUAAUGAAGAGGCGCCGGUAAACCCAUAUGUUGAAAUUAUAAAAUUCUUCUUAAGACUCAGUACUUACACUUUUGCUACUAUUUUUAAUUUAAUAAAUUGCAUUUUACCACAUCCUAACCCUGAAUGGACUGAAAAAGUUACAAACGAGCUAAAAACUGAAAUUUUGGUAAGUUUUAACAUAAAGUUAAAGAUAGAUAUCAAACAGGUCGAAUUAUAAAACUUGGAUUAUCGUGUAAUUUGGGAAAUUUAAGUAAUAAAAGUUAGCAUCAAUAUUAUAAACACUGCCUAAAUAUACGACUUUUGGUGAAAAUUGUAAGGACAUGUGGAAAAACUC
Messenger RNA from Agrilus planipennis (emerald ash borer), 1899 nucleotides. RefSeq names its product fatty-acid amide hydrolase 2-A-like. The coding region runs from base 385 to 1782 and encodes 465 amino acids. The transcript has 8 exons. The record is from RefSeq and is a predicted model, not a curated record. Lineage: Eukaryota; Metazoa; Arthropoda; Insecta; Coleoptera; Buprestidae.